GUACGUAUCUGUGGCAACGGCUUUACCCGAUAUUUAGCUUGCGCGGAGCGUUAGAGGCUGAAACGUGAAAUAAGAACCCGUGUAAAGAUGGUUUUCAAUCGAUUUUUUUUUUAGAAUAACUUCAGUAAAAUGAGGAAGUAGCCAGGGCAUGUUGCUAGCAAUGCUGCUAACGAUAGCCACUGGACACAAUAAGAGCGGCUGCGACACGACUCUCUCUAGGCAUCUGUGGCUGCUCUUCCAGGUUCAACAGAGAAAACAAACAACAAAAAUGGAGGAGAUCAAGACCGAGCCGGUGGAUUUCGUGAGAGAGUUUCAAGAAUACCUAACCCAGCAAACUCAGCAUGUCAACAUGAUCUCGGGUUCAAUCUGUGGGGAAAGGGAGACGACCGAGCAGUUUCAAGCUGCUGCUCCCAGAUGUGAGCAGACUUUCCUGGACCCUGCUUCUGUGGAGGUGAGCCUGCCUGCGGAGGACGGAUCGGAUACGCAGGUGGAGGGUCUGGAGAGAACCUGCGAUGGGAAAUACAAGUGCAGCUACUGCAGCUAUGCUAACAAGGGCAUGGCUCGUUUAAUAGAGCACAUCCGCAUCCACACAGGUGAAAAGCCUCACCGCUGCCAGCUCUGCCCAUUUGCCUCUGCAUACGAGCGCCAUCUGGAAGCACACGUGCGCUCCCACACGGGAGAGAAGCCCUACAAGUGUGACCUGUGCGCCUUCCGGUGCAGCGACCGCAGCAACCUGUCGCACCACCGCCGGCGCCGCCACAAGCUCCUGCCCACCAGGGUGGUCCGUUCGCCUUUCUCCAGUAAGAGGAUGCUGAGCUCCUUGCAGAAAAGGACCGGCUCGCUGGGCUUCGGCCGGCGGCUCCUGAUCAACCUCAACCCCACCUCGGCCGUCGUGCCCAGGUCCGACUAUUUCAACGAGUUUUCACACAAAGUCCCGCAGCUGAACGGCAGGGAACACAAAACCCCUCCUAAGACGGACGAGAACGAGAGCUGGAGCCGGAUCUCAAAUGGUUUUAGAAGCUCACUGGAUCAGCUUUCUCUUCUCGCAGGUCAUCUGAGCAACGCUAACCCCGAUUCUCGGAGUCCUGCGUCACCUGACAGGCAGUCCUUAAAAGACGAGAAGCCCAUCCUCGCGGAACAGGUGCGCUCCGACGGCAUGCAGACGUCUCCCCCGAAAGAAGAAUCUCCCACCUCGGGUCAGAAAAGCAGCAGUUUUGCGUCUGGCUGUGGCACGGAGACUAACGCCACCGCUUCCAGUGGGAGCGUUAGCAACAGCCAGGCGAGCACGCCGACUCCCGCUGCAAGUACCCCGAACGAAGACGGCCAGAACCUCCUACACAGAUGCAAGCACUGUGAUAUUCACUUCUCUGACAACAUCAUCUAUACUAUUCACAUGGGCUGCCACGGCUAUGAACAUCCGUUCCAAUGCAACAUAUGCGGCCACAUGUGCAUGGACAAAUACAAUUUUGCAUGCCACUUUGCUCGGGGACAACAUAAAAUUGACGCAAGUAAUUAAAAUCGGAGGGGGGGGGGGGGGGUUAUGGUGCCUUCCUAAACGAUUCAUGGCCCUUGAACUUUAAAGAUUUGUCACGUUGAAACCGCAGACCUCAAUGUUUUUCAUCCAUUUUCUUUAUGCAAUAGACCAAUCAAUUUAAAGUGGGAGGAAUAAUACAUUAUUUCAUAUGACUAUACAUAAUAAACUUCAGAGCAACCAUUUACCUUUUGUGACCACAGAGCUCUGUUCGCUCUAUUAUCCGAAAUGGAAAGAUUUUAGCACAACUGCAAUCUAGACAUCCGUCUAAACUGCCAGGUCAAGUAGCUCUGGAGGAUCUGCAGACAUCCACAGCUCAGGUUGAAAGGAAAAACACAGAUCCCAUAGUGAAACGUGAUGGGAGCGUCCUGCCGUGGGGAUGCUUUUCUUCAGCAGGGACAGAGACAACCAUUCAUAGCUGAUGGGAAGAUGAAAGGAGCAAAAAAUAACCGAAAGAAAAAAUGUCAGAGGGGGCCAGUUACUUGGGACUGGGGCGGUUGAACGGAAAUGCGUCCAACUAUGAAAACCUGGUCUCUGGAUUUCAUGUUAGCAAUAAGCAUAGAAGGGCUGUUGGGGAAGUGGUCGUUUUAAAUCAGAAAGUUUUUUUUUUUUUUUUUUUCGUGGGCCAGGCUUAAGAGAGCAGGGAUCUGCAACGUUCCGUCACUCAGGAGACUUUUUGAAUGACUUGGCUCCUUUCACUGUAAAACCUAGAAGGACGUUUUAAGCACUAAGAAAUAACUUCCUGCCUCAUUCAGAUGCUGACAGUAUUUAAAGAAACCCACUAAAGCACAAUAUGUUCCACAACUUCAUAUCAAUCAGCUUUCCUGAUUCUACUUGUUUUGUUAUUGAUCAGCUCUAAUAAACAAUAUUCAUGUAUUUUAGCGUCUACAUGCACUGGGACGUUGUCUUAGUGCUGAAACAUGUAAUUUGUCAUUGUAUAAAGGUUUAUAACCCCUCAGUUUGAAAUACAGCCAAGCUUGAAACAUUCCA
Messenger RNA from Fundulus heteroclitus (mummichog), 2521 nucleotides. Its product is annotated as zinc finger protein Pegasus. The record is from RefSeq and is a predicted model, not a curated record. Bases 149 to 1516 code for a protein of 455 amino acids. The transcript is spliced from 3 exons. NCBI's taxonomy places the organism in Eukaryota, Metazoa, Chordata, Actinopteri, Cyprinodontiformes, Fundulidae. Gene Ontology annotation, biological process: regulation of transcription by RNA polymerase II. Gene Ontology annotation, molecular function: DNA-binding transcription factor activity; RNA polymerase II cis-regulatory region sequence-specific DNA binding.